This is a messenger RNA of Didymodactylos carnosus, 1396 nucleotides long. NCBI's taxonomy places the organism in Eukaryota, Metazoa, Rotifera, Eurotatoria, Philodinida, Philodinidae. The record is from the annotation of a GenBank genome assembly.
AUGCAGGAAGUGAAAAGAAAUCGUUUAUCUAUUGAAUCACGAUUAUGUCGAACAUUAAUUUCAUCAGAACAUAAUUUGACAAUUGCUCUCACUGUUGAGGAUUUUGGUGAAGAACUCGUCAAUGUUAGUCUAUGGAGUGAUUUAAAAAGUUUUCCACGUUUGAAAACAGAUUAUAAUAUAUCAGAUCUAACAUUUGUUUUUCGUGGUUCAUCAUUAAGAUCAGCGUGCAAGGAGCGAAUUACAUUUUUAUCAUUACGAUGUGAUGAUCAAAUAGAAAAUGCAACAAGAUAUAAAGUACAAUAUCCGACAGAUUCAUCAUCAUCAAAUUGUGCUUCUAGUACAUGUAAUGGUUGUACAUUUCAUUUUCUUUUACGUACAAUAGAUGCAUGUCCCAUAUGCGAAGAAUCAACUGGAUAUGAAACAUUUAGAGGUGAAUGUCAUCUGGGAAAACAACAAAUUAGAAAAAUACCAAAAAGGUUACAAGAUCGAUAUAUGCAACUGAUUGAGAAUAUAAAUCCGGAUGAUUAUUUUCCCGUUGACAAUGUUUGUAGCACCGGUUUGGAUGAUGAAGACGAUAAUGAAGAAAUUGAUAUGAAAAAUCAAUCAAAAGCCAAAAAAUUCAUGAGCAUCUUCAAAAAAGCAUUAAAAAAAGUAUGAACUUUAUUAUUUGCAUAAUUACUAAACUUCUAACGAGAGAACCUUGCCAGGUGAUUUAAAGCUUUUUCUGAUUAAAGCUAGGCUUUUUUAUAGUGAUUCUUGAUGCUGAUCCUUGUUUGUGUCCUUAUUAAGUCGACUGAGUGAAACGAUAGGGAGACUUAUUCUAUUUAGUUUCGAGCGUUGCCUAGCAAAAUUCUUCUUUCUUUAUUUCUUUCUAUAACGUUUUUCUCGCUCGAUUCAGGUACUAGUUCUAGGUUAUAACUGAUCGUAGAGAGUCGGGAAAAAGAUCAGUCAAAUCUACAACAGUUGUAGAUGACACACCUGAGGUUAAGUUUUCUAUGUAUACUUUAGUUCAGCUAUAACUGAGCAUAUCUUUUUGAAGAACUUUGCCGUUGUCUGUAUGAGAUAAUUAAUUGUCACGUGAUUCACUUCAUAGUGAAUAUAUGCUACAGUAAUGGGUAUAAUGAAAGCUAUACUAUACUAGAACAUAUGACACGAUAAUGAAUCAGCUGAUAUAGGAUUAUAAGAAUUCUUGAAAAAUAGUGUAACUGUUAUGUGUUUGUAGAUGUCCUGGAUUCGACGAUAUUUCUAAUUUUAUGAUCUAACUACUUCCCCCAGGCUAUAUUGAUUGUCUAGCGAAGUGUUUUAAUGACUGGCUAAAAGAUUGUCAUUUUCCGGAGGUUUGGCAGUUAGCAAAAAUUGUUACGCUUAAUAAAUUAAAAGCAGGCACGCCUUCUUG